Messenger RNA from Wallemia ichthyophaga EXF-994, 276 nucleotides. Its product is annotated as Small nuclear ribonucleoprotein G. Gene Ontology annotation, molecular function: RNA binding. The record is from RefSeq and is a predicted model, not a curated record. Bases 1 to 276 code for a protein of 91 amino acids. Gene Ontology annotation, cellular component: U12-type spliceosomal complex; precatalytic spliceosome; spliceosomal tri-snRNP complex. The transcript has 3 exons. Lineage: Eukaryota; Fungi; Basidiomycota; Wallemiomycetes; Wallemiales; Wallemiaceae. Gene Ontology annotation, biological process: mRNA splicing, via spliceosome; spliceosomal snRNP assembly.
AUGUCCGCAAAAAUAUCAAACCCAGAGUUGAAGAAGGUUGUCCAAUACAUGGAUAAGCGUGUUCUUGUAAAUCUACAAGCAAAUAGAAAGGUUACCGGGCAAUUAAGAGGAUUUGACUUGUUCUUGAAUCUAGUGUUGGAUGAUGCACACGAUGAAUCUGUUGCGGGUGAAAAGAGCAAGAUUGGUCAGACUGUUAUCCGCGGAAACUCAGUAACUUCCAUGGAAUCACUCGAAGCAAUCCCAAAGCAACGGACAUGGGGACAAAGGCAGUAUUAA